This is a messenger RNA of Cannabis sativa, 1728 nucleotides long. RefSeq lists its product as uncharacterized. The coding region runs from base 1 to 1728 and encodes 575 amino acids. Lineage: Eukaryota; Viridiplantae; Streptophyta; Magnoliopsida; Rosales; Cannabaceae. The record is from RefSeq and is a predicted model, not a curated record. The transcript has 4 exons.
AUGGAUGUUAGAACAGUGAUUCUUUUUUACAAUGGAACUUGGGUUGACAGAACAACAUACAUUGAUUAUGAAGUCGAAGGUAUACUAAUUCCAACAGAUUGUUCACAUUAUGAGCUUUCUCACAUAGUAUACGAAGCUUUGAAUUUGGACAGAAACAAAUAUACGAUUGAUCUUCAAUUUCAAGUAACGGAAGGCAUACCACCAAUAAGAAUCAAAGAUGAUAGUGGAUGCAAGUUUUAUGAACAAAUACGAAGGAAAAAUGAAGAUGAGACCAAAUAUCCUAUCUUCGUUAACAUCUCAACAUCCACAACCGACAAUGAACACAAUGAUAGAGUAAACUAUACCGACAAUGGGGAAACUAGUUUACAAACAAGGCAACUGCUACCAACAAGAACAGAAUAUGCAACAAAGAUGGCAGAUUAUGUGAUUGAACAAACUCAAAAAUCGAUGGAAGAAAGCUCCGAAGCAAAUCAAAUAAUUUCAAAUCCUCAAGUAAAAAGAUCAUCAAAACUAGACUGUAAACUAGGCUGUAUUGAUGAUAACUGCAACUGGACAUUCUUAGCAUCAAAACAUGGAAAGACUGACAUGUUUAUCAUAAGAAAAAUAGAGCAUACUCAUACAUGUUCAUUGGACAUUACUUCUGGAGACCAUCCUCAAGCUACAAGCAACCUGGUUGGAAAGGUUAUAAAAAACAAGUUUGUAAACUCAAAAAGAGAUUACACUCCAACAGAAAUUGUUGAUGACAUGGUAGAUGAUUACAGUGUCUCUAUAUCUUACCAAAAAGCAUGGAGAGCAAGAGAAAAGACAAUUGUGGAUGCUUGUCGCUGCCCACAAGAAUCAUACAGUGAGAUACCAUCAAUUUUAUACAUGAUGCAAAUAUCAAACCCAGGAACAAUUACAGACCUAGUAACAGAUGAAGAUAACAAAUUCAAAUAUCUAUACUUUGCAGUAUGUGCUUCAAUAAAAGGUUGGCAACACUGUACACCAAUAAUAGUCACGGAUAGAACCUUUUUAACAAACCAACAUGGAGGCACUUUGUUGAUAGCAAGUGCACAAAAUGCAAAUAGACAUAUAUUCCCACUUGCAUUUGCAGUAGUAGAUUCUGAAAAUGACAGCUCUUGGGAAUGGUUUCUUCACAAAAUAAAGGAAACUUAUGGCGAAAGAGAAGGUCAAUGCAUCGUAUCAGAUAGACAUGAGAGUAUACUAAAAGCAGUAAAAGAGACAUUUCCAGAUAUAAUGCAUGGGGUAUGUUGUUACCAUUUGAUGAAGAAUAUAAAAAUGAAAUUCAAAAAAGGAGGUGAUGAGCUCAAGAUUGCAUUUAAUAGUGCAUCUAAAGCUUACAACAUAGAAGAUUUUGAAAAGAGCAUGCAAGACUUGGACAAUAUAAAUGUAAGAAUAAGAGAUUACUUGGUGAGUGAAAUUGGUGUCGAAAAGUGGACAAGACUAUAUGGCAUGAACAGGAGAUACAAAACAAUGACAUCAAAUAUUGCCGAAUUAGUCAAUGCAGCCUUGAAAGCAGUAAGAGACCUAGCCAUCGCAACUCUACUAGAAUGCCUACAUUCAUUGGUGCAAAGAUGGUAUUGGGAAAACAAGAAUAGAGCCCAAAAAACUACAACAACACUGGCAAAAAUACCUGAAAAAACAUUAAAGAAACAAAGAGAUAUGAGUUUAAAGUACAAGCAAAUCUUCUGGUAUACCAAGUACACGACAACAACAGAUCUCACAUAG